Messenger RNA from Knipowitschia caucasica, 183 nucleotides. The record is from the annotation of a GenBank genome assembly. NCBI's taxonomy places the organism in Eukaryota, Metazoa, Chordata, Actinopteri, Gobiiformes, Gobiidae.
AUGGCUGCCUUUGUGGAUCCUAGAUUUAAGACACGUUACAUCAGCCCAGAACAAGUAGAGGCCAUUAAAGAACGAGUACUGUGUGAAAUGAUGGACGAAGACCCCAGCCAAUCAGAAGCUGAGAUUCCAGAGGGAACAGGAGGCCAGGGGGCAGAAGAAGAAGGUCAGCAGUCUUCCCCAUGA